AUGUCGGGGAAUUCGGGCAUGGAUAUGCUCCAGGAGUCGGGUUGGGAGGAGCUCCGAAAAGAGGCCCGCAAGAUCGAAGGUGAUCUUGAUUUCAAGCUAUCUUCUUAUGCUAAACUUGGCGCUCGCUUCUCCCAAGGAGGUUACGUGGAUGCUGGUUCACCAACUGCUGGCUCCAGCAGGUCAUGGAAGUCCAUGGAAAUGGAGAUUCAAUCAUUGCUUGAGAAGCUAGUGGAUGUAAAUGAUGCUAUGAGUCGAUGUGCAGCAUCUGUGGCCCCUACUACUUCAGUUACUCAGAAGCUUGCAAGACACAGGGACAUACUGCACGAGUUUACCCAGAUAGAUGAUGUGAUUGGUCAAGCUCAAGCAACUCGGGCUGUGUUGGGCUCCCAACGAGCCUUGUUUGGUGAUGUUCAAGGAAAAGUGAAGCUACUUGGUGACAAAUUCCCUGUCAUUCGUGGUCUAAUUGGUUCAAUCAGGAGAAAGCGAUCAAGAGACACUCUCAUCCUAUCUGCAGUUAUUGCUGCUUGUACGCUCUUUCUUAUUAUCUAUUGGCUUUCAAAAUAA
Fraxinus pennsylvanica is the source of this 564-nucleotide messenger RNA. NCBI's taxonomy places the organism in Eukaryota, Viridiplantae, Streptophyta, Magnoliopsida, Lamiales, Oleaceae. The record is from the annotation of a GenBank genome assembly.